Linum tenue is the source of this 508-nucleotide messenger RNA. NCBI's taxonomy places the organism in Eukaryota, Viridiplantae, Streptophyta, Magnoliopsida, Malpighiales, Linaceae. The record is from the annotation of a GenBank genome assembly.
UGUCGCAGGCUGUCCUCUGAUCUUGCAAUCAAGUCGUCCUAAAGAGCAUUUGGUUCGAAAUUCGUGUCUUGCUCAAGCUGUUUAGCCGUCUUCAACGGAGCAAGAUUCCAGACAUAUAAGCAGGAGUUCUGUUCCCAGCCAGAUGGGAAUAUGCUCCUGCCUCCUGAGUCCCGAGACAGGGUAUGGCAAGAGCGAUGGUGAUGGCGAAAAAGCUCUGCACUUGUUUCAGUGGACGAGAAGAAGUAGGGAAGUGGUGCCAGAUGAGUUCACUUUGGACUGUGUUAUAAGAGUUUAUGGGAAGCUUGGUGCUUUGAAUACAGGGAUGGCUGUUCAUGGGAUUGCGAUAAAGAGUGGCUUGGUAUCUGAUCAAUCCAUUGAAGUGUAUGCCAGGAACGGGGAAAUUCAAAAAGCUUGUAUGCUUUUUGAAGUGAAAGGAGAGCGAAACCAUGUGAUAUGGAAUUCGAUGGUGUCUUCGUUCAUUAAGAAUGAACAGUAUAAGAUGCUCUGA